This is a messenger RNA of Auanema sp. JU1783, 2883 nucleotides long. Lineage: Eukaryota; Metazoa; Nematoda; Chromadorea; Rhabditida; Rhabditidae. The record is from the annotation of a GenBank genome assembly.
AUGGUAGCUGAAGUUGUAAGUGCAGAAUCUCUCCGCGACGAAGGGAACCAUGCCGUUCAAAUGGGAGAUUGGAACUUGGCUAUCGAUAAGUAUACAGAUGCACUAACUCUAACAACUGAAUCAGAUGCCAGUUUGAAAGCAGUACUUCAUCGUAACAGAGCUCUCGCUCGAUUGAAAAUCGAUGAUUUCGAAGGAGUUGAUGCAGACUGCACUAAAGCUCUUGAGUUUGACGGAGCAGACGGCAAAGCGUUAUAUAGAAGAUCUUUGGCCAGGGAACAACUAGAUGAAAUCGGUGGAGCCUUCAGCGAUGCCAAGGAAGCUUUACGGUUAAAUCCGAAAGACAAAGCUAUAACUGAACUACUACAGCGAUUGGUUGUUGCAAACAAUGAGAAAGUUAAAAAAAUAACAAGUGUGGAUAACAAAGUCUCCGAAAUGUCUAAGCUCGCAUUUGAGGGGGGUGCCAAAGACUUCGAUCAAAAGAAUAAAGCUUACAAUAACUUAUUGGUAUUGUCCAGAGAGUCAGAAUCAGGUGCUAUACGAGUCUGGAAUGAGGGAAGAAUCAUUGCAAUUUUGCUUCGCUCCGUUGAAGAUAAAAAGGAAACAGAUGAAAUUGCAAUUACUGCCAUCAGAAUAAUUGAUGAAUUAUGCAAGAAUCAUAAGAGAGCCAUGAAAUUUAUGACUAUGUUAAAUAAUGAUGAGAGAGCUUCGGUGAGAUAUAUUUGUCGUUUAAUCUGUCUCCGGGAUUCCAAAGAAUUCGUUGAUGCUGCUGGUCUGAUAGUUCAAAGAUUGUUCAAUGCCCUAGCAAAAAUGGACAGAACGAAAGAAAUGAAGCCUGAUCCAGAAGUUGCUGAAGCAAACAAAAUCUACAUUCUUAGACUCAUUCAGGAACUCAGAGAGAUGCUGGUAGACAUAUCAGUAAAUGCCAUGUGCCGUGAAACUGUCAUUGACUUGUUUACCAAAAAUCUUAUGCACAUGGAUGGAGGAAUUCCUCGUGGAUGGUCUUGGGAUUUCGUGGCUGGGCGAGGGCUCUUAACUUUACUGAAUGUCUCAUCACAAAUACCUGAACAGUGUGACUAUCCUGUGACUCAUGAAACACGGCAACACAUUGCUAUUUGUCUUUCUCGUCUUGAUGAUGAUAUGGUGUUCGAUACCAAAAGAGCUAUUUUCAAAGAGAAAGUUGAUGAAUUCUACAACAGUCUUCUAGCAACUGCAGGAGAUAAUGAAGAAGGACACAAGAUCCGAAUUAAAUUGGCCUCCUUUCUGAUUACAAUGCUGCAGGGUCCCAUCAACGUAGGUAUGAACCUUGUAACUAAUGAUCAAAUUACUGCAAUGAUGAUGCAAAUGGCCGCUUCUGAACAUAAAUUAAUGCAGAGUGUUGCCGCUGAGUUGAUUGUUAUGACAGUCAGUAAGCAUGAGAGAGCAACCGCCAUUCUCAAGGUUGGUAUUCCGAUUUUGCGCAAGUUAUAUGAAUCGGAUGACGACAAUGUCCGUGUUCGUGCUUUAGUGGGAUUGUGCAAAUGUGCCUCUGCUGGUGGUGACGAUGCUUCUAAGGCCACUAUGAAAGAAGGCGCUCCUAUUAAACUUGCCCAAUCUUGCAAGAAGUUUUUACUGGAAACAAAAAAGUACUCUGUUGAUGUUCGGAGAUUUGCAUGUGAAGGACUUUCGUAUUUAUCUUUGGAUGCUGAUGUGAAAGAAUGGAUAGUUGAUGAUUCCCUAUUGCUUCAAGCUUUGUUGUGCUUGGCGCGAUCAGCUGGAGCAUUGUGUGUUUACACCUUGGCUACAAUUUAUGUGAAUUUGACCAACUCAUAUGAAAAACCGAAGGUCGAUGAAGAAAUGGUCAAAUUGGCUCAAUUCGCUAAGCACCAUGUACCUGAAGUUCAUCAUUUGGACACUGACGAGUUUAUUGAAAAGCGAACAAGAGCUCUGGUCGAUGAAGGAGCCGUUAGUGCCUGUAUUGCUGUUAGUACUACAGAAUCAAAAGCUGCACUUGAACUAAUUGCUAGGGCUAUCGGGGCAUUUGCUGAUUAUGAAGAUCUUCGCGGACGAGUUAUAAGUGAAGGCGCUACGAAGUUAUGCUUAAGACUUUGCAAAGAAGCUACACCUGAAGGAAAAAUAAAAGCUUCUCACGCUCUUGCAAAAUUAGGAUGCAAAGCUGAUCCUAACAUUGUAUUUCCUGGACAAAGAGCUUAUGAGGUAGUUAAGCCUAUGGUCGACUUGCUGCAUCCUGAAGUAGACAGCAAAGCUAACUACGACGCUAUUUUGACACUGACAAACUUGGCAAGCAUGUCUGAUUCUGUUAGAACGCGGAUCGUGAAAGAGAAAGCUGUUUACAAAAUUGAAGAAUUCUGGUUUAUGACAGAUCAUGAACACCUCCGAGCUGCUGCUGCUGAACUGUUGCUCAAUCUACUAUUCUUGGAUGAAUUCUUCAAAGAUGUGGCCAAACCCGGAACAGACAAGCUCAAGUUAUGGGUACUCUAUUCUGCAGAAGAGGAUGAGAGACUUGCCCGCGCAUCAUCUGCCGGGUUCGCCAUCCUAACUGAAGAUGAAGAUUGUUGUACAAGAGUCCUGCAAGAAAUUCAGAGUUGGGUCGAAGUUUUCAAAGAGAUCUGUAUGCAUGAAGAUCCUGAGGUUCAACGACGCGGUAUCAUGGGAAUUGCAAAUAUUAUGAAGAGUAGUGAGAAAAAUUGCUCUGAAAUUGUUGCUAGUGAGAUAUUCCGCAUCCUGGUUGCUGUUUCAAAACUAGGAGCGAAAAAUCAAGAAAGACUAGGAUCCACAGAGCAAGCUAGUAUCGCCCUAGAAGCAGCAGAAAAAUUUGGACUAAUCAAGGCAACGGAUCGUGAGAUGUUCGAGAGAGCGAACAAUUUGAGUACAAUUUCCGAAUAA